AUGUCUCUCCCCCAGCCCGUUCCCCCCUCAUGGAAGGACCUUGGCAAGUCCUCCAACGACCUCCUCGGCAAGGACUACCAAUUCCACGGUACAUCCCUCGAGGUCAAGACCGCCACCCCUUCCAACGUCACCUUCAAGGUUGCGGGUACCCGCGACUCAAAAUCCUCUGCCAUCCACGGUGACAUCGAGGCAAAGUACUCCGACAAGCCCCAUGGCCUCACUCUCUCCCAGGCCUGGACCACCUCCAAUGCCCUCCGCACUUCCGUCGAGCUCGAGAACCAGAUCGCUAAGGGUCUCAAGCUCGAUGUCGGCACCACCCUCCUCCCCGACAAGGGCACCAAGAACGCCCUCUUGAACGUCACCUACAAGCAGCCUGGCCUCCACUCGCGCGCCGUCCUCGAUGUCUUCAAGGGCCCCACUUUCACCGCUGACACCGUUCUCGGCCGUGAUGGUUUCCUCGUCGGUGCUGAGGCUUCGUACAACGUUACCGAGGGCAAGGUCACCCGCUACGCCGGUGCCAUCGGCUACUCCGCCCCAGAGUACGCCGUCACCCUCCACGGUCUCGGUAACCUGUCCACCUUCGCCGCCAGCUACUACCACCGCGUCUCCCCUGACGUCGAGGCCGGCGCCAAGGCCAUCUACGACACCAAGGCCACCACCCAAGGCGUCAGCCUCGAGGUCGGCACCAAGGCUUACCUCGACUCCGCCGCCUUCGUCAAGGCCAAGAUCAACAACUCUGGUGUCCUCGCUCUCGGCUACACCCAGGCCCUCCGCCCCGGCGUCAAGGCCUCCUUCGGCCUCGCUCUUGAUACCCAACGCCUCAACGAGGCCUCUCCCGCCGGCCCCGCACACAAGGUCGGCGCCAGCUUCGUCUUUGAGGCUUAG
Molecule: messenger RNA, 885 nt
Organism: Stereum hirsutum FP-91666 SS1
Lineage: Eukaryota; Fungi; Basidiomycota; Agaricomycetes; Russulales; Stereaceae
Exons: 5
Coding region: 1-885 (294 amino acids)
Biological process (GO): monoatomic anion transmembrane transport
Cellular component (GO): mitochondrial outer membrane
Molecular function (GO): voltage-gated monoatomic anion channel activity
Source: RefSeq, a predicted model, not a curated record